GGGAAAAGCAGAGAGAGUGGCCAACCAGACUAAUGCUGCUGAUUGGCUGGGGAGUCGAGGGGGCGGGAUCAACCUAGGGGAACCUGGGUUCUGAGUUCCGCUCUGCCUUCUAAACUACAACUCCCAGGAAGCAUUGAGGCGACGCCUGACGACCACAUCUGCUGCUUCUCAUUGGUCCGGCGGCAGGGGAGGGCGUUUUGAUUGGCUGAGGGUGGAGUUUGUAUCUGCAGGUUUAGCGCCACUCAGCUGGCUGAGGCUGCGGAGAGUGUGGGGCUCCAGGUGGGCUCACGCGGUCGUGAUGUCUCGAGAGACGGAUGUGGAGGCUCAGCAGUCCCAUGGCAGCAGUACCUGUUCACAGCCCCAAGGCAGCGUUACCCAGUCCCAAGGCUUCUCCUCACAGUCCCAGGGCACAUCGAGCUCCUCUACCAGCACUGUGCCAAACUCAAGCCAGUCCUCUCACUCCAGCUCUGGGACACUGAGCUCCUUAGAGACAGUGUCCACUCAGGAACUCUAUUCUAUUCCUGAGGACCAAGAACCUGAGGACCAAGAACCUGAGGAGCCUGCCCCUGCCCCCUGGGCUCGAUUAUGGGCCCUUCAGGAUGGAUUUGCCAAUCUUGAAUGUGUGAAUGACAACUACUGGUUUGGGAGGGACAAAAGUUGUGAAUAUUGUUUUGAUGAACCACUGCUGAAAAGAACAGAUAAAUACAGGACAUAUAGCAAGAAACACUUUCGGAUUUUCAGGGAAGUGGGUCCUAAAAACUCUUACAUUGCAUACAUCGAAGAUCAUAGUGGCAAUGGAACCUUUGUAAAUACAGAGCUUGUAGGGAAAGGAAAACGCCGUCCUUUGAAUAACAAUUCUGAAAUUGCACUUUCACUAAGCAGAAAUAAAGUUUUUGUCUUUUUUGAUCUGACUGUAGAUGAUCAGUCGAUUUAUCCUAAAGCAUUAAGAGAUGAAUACAUCAUGUCAAAAACUCUUGGAAGUGGUGCCUGUGGAGAGGUAAAGCUGGCUUUCGAGAGGAAAACAUGUAAGAAAGUAGCCAUAAAGAUCAUCAGCAAAAGGAAGUUUGCCAUUGGUUCAGAAAGAGAGGCAGACCCAGCUCUCAAUGUUGAAACAGAAAUAGAAAUUUUGAAAAAGCUAAAUCAUCCUUGCAUCAUCAAGAUUAAAAACUUUUUUGAUGCAGAAGAUUAUUAUCUUGUUUUGGAAUUGAUGGAAGGGGGUGAGCUGUUCGACAAAGUGGUAGGGAAUAAACGCCUAAAAGAAGCUACCUGCAAGCUCUAUUUUUACCAGAUGCUCUUAGCGGUACAGUACCUUCAUGAAAACGGUAUUAUACAUCGUGACUUAAAGCCAGAGAAUGUUUUACUGUCAUCUCAAGAAGAGGACUGUCUUAUAAAGAUUACUGAUUUUGGGCACUCCAAGAUUUUGGGGGAGACCUCUCUCAUGAGAACUUUAUGUGGAACCCCCACGUACUUGGCUCCUGAAGUUCUUGUUUCUGUCGGGACUGCUGGGUAUAACCGUGCUGUGGACUGCUGGAGUUUAGGAGUUAUUCUUUUUAUCUGCCUUAGUGGGUAUCCACCUUUCUCUGAGCAUAGGACUCAGGUGUCACUGAAGGAUCAAAUCACCAGUGGAAAAUACAACUUCAUUCCUGAAGUCUGGACAGAGGUCUCAGAGGAGGCUCUGGACCUUGUCAAGAAGUUGUUGGUGGUGGAUCCAAAGGCACGUUUUACGACAGAAGAAGCCUUAAGACACCCGUGGCUUCAGGAUGAAGACAUGAAGAGAAAAUUUCAACAUCUACUGUCGGAGGAAAAUGAAUCUGCAGCUGUACCCCAGGUUCUAGCCCAGCCUUCUACUAGUCGAAAGCGGCCCCAUGAAGGGGAAGCCGAGGGUGCUGAGACCACAAAGCGCCCAGCUGUGUGUGCUGCUGUGUUGUGAACCCCGUAGUUUGAACAUGAAAGACAUGGACCUUCUUUCACUGUCAUCUUUCUUUUCUUUAAGUCUUUUUUUCAUAGUUUCUAUUUUAAUUAUGGGAUAAUUGCUUUUUCGCUGUCACUGAUUUACAAUUAAAAACCUGAUGGAAACUGG
This is a messenger RNA of Saimiri boliviensis boliviensis (Bolivian squirrel monkey), 2080 nucleotides long. RefSeq names its product checkpoint kinase 2 (gene CHEK2). NCBI's taxonomy places the organism in Eukaryota, Metazoa, Chordata, Mammalia, Primates, Cebidae. The record is from RefSeq and is a predicted model, not a curated record. Gene Ontology annotation, biological process: protein phosphorylation; mitotic DNA damage checkpoint signaling. Gene Ontology annotation, molecular function: protein binding; ATP binding; protein serine/threonine kinase activity. Gene Ontology annotation, cellular component: cytoplasm; nucleus.